GGGAGAGCGAGAGAGGGUGCUGUUUACAUUGCGAGCAGACCUCAGAUUUACAGUCAUCCAGCUGCACCGCGGAGACAACAGCUGCCUCUAUUUAAAGGACAGUUUUUCCGUUUUGUUGUCACUUGCCAAUUUAGGCUUUACGCACAGUCAUGAUUUUGACGCACAGGUGAACUUACCUCACCUCAACGCACCCCGAUCAGAACUCAAAAAAGGAGAAAAGAAAAGUGUCCAGUUCACACUCUCCUCCUCCUCGUUUUUCCUUUUUUAAUUACUCGAAGUGAAGCAGGUCGUCAGAGUCAUGUCCAGGAAGAAGACAGCGAAAGGCAAAGGGAGCUCCAAGAGCCCCAAGGCAUCUCCGAGCAGCGGGAGGACGGGGAAAGGCUUGACCGCAGCUGCUGCUCCGUCCUCCGGGCUGGUCUAUCCCAGCAGACCAUCCAUCAGCAACAGCGGAGAGUUUUAUGACAUCGCCUUCAAGGUGAUGCUCGUGGGGGACUCAGGCGUGGGAAAGACUUGUCUGCUGGUUCGCUUCAAAGAUGGAGCCUUUCUGGCUGGGAGCUUCAUCUCCACCGUGGGCAUUGAUUUCAGGAAUAAAGUUAUGACCAUUGAUGCUGUGAAGGUCAAACUGCAGUCAGCUCUGCUGCUUCUGUACGACGUCACCAACAAAGCAUCCUUCGAUAACAUCAGGGCAUGGCUGACAGAGAUUCAUGAAUACGCCCAGCAGGAUGUGGUCGUCAUGCUGCUGGGCAACAAGGCUGACGUGACACAUGACAGGGUGGUGAAGCGAGAAGAGGGGGAGAAACUGGCAAAGGAAUUUGGAGUGCCGUUUAUGGAGACAAGUGCAAAAUCUGGACUGAAUGUCGAGCUGGCAUUCACUGCUGUGGCCAGGGAACUGAAGCACAGGACCAUGAAGGAACCCGAUGAGCCAAAGUUUCAGCUGCAGGAGUACGUCGACAAAGAAAUGAGGACCGCUGGCUGCUGCCGCUCAUAGACCACAUCCUACUUGUGUGCGUGUGUGUGCGUGUGUGUAUUUGUGCAAGAGAGAAAGACAGCAGGAGCACUCUCUUACACUAUGUAAUAAGUUUGAGUUGGUGUACCUGGAAAUGGCCUGAAAUUCUCAAUGUUUAUAUUUCUCUGCGGCCAAUACGCUCUCUCUCCCGACCCACCUUCCCUCUGCGACUGUGAAUGUAAUAUAAUUCCUGUCUCCAAGCUUGCACAUACACAUGCAUGUCUGCGCACAGACGCCAUGUUUGUAAUCCCGUUUAAUCCAUUCUGUGCCAGUUUCCAUGAGUGAUGUAAAUAUUUUAAAUGUAAUUCUAAUUUUGUGCUCUGGAAGCUUUGUUGUUUAUAGAUGCCUGUCUUAUUAAAAGAAACUCUACAGACGUAACAAGGCUGAAUAUUAAAUCAGUCUGACUAGAAUAACAGAAACCAAUUUGUACAAACCACCAUUGCACAUAAUGUAAGCUGUCAUUCUGCACUACAGUACAUGCUGUUUAUGUACAGGAUACCAUAUAAUAACGGUUUUAAUAACACUGAUGUGUCUGUGACCCACUCGAGCUAGCGACCUUUUGUACACCGUUUAAGUUUGAUGUUAGAACUGUGUGAUAUAUUUCUAACAUGAAUAAAUCUCCAGCGGUGAUAAAUGUAUACAACAACACAAUCAGCAAAGGACAGCAGACCUACAAUGGGACAUGUAUCUUCCUGAGAAAUGAUGGAGUUGUUCCAGAAAAAUCAUUUUCUAGAUGUUGAUCUGUUUUCAGGAAAUUAAAGAAAAGGACAAAUGCUUUUUGCAACAAAAAACAACCGCAUUUGUGUGAAGUCUGCUGUUAACCUGCAUAGCAAAAAAAAAACAUUACAAAAAACAGUUGAAUAUUGUGUGUGAAAAGCGUAUUUGCCAUCGCAUAUUUCUUCCCCGAACCUUGAACGGGACCUUACACAUAUAGUUUUGUGCAAAAGCCUUGAUGCACCACUCAAUUCUUUACAUUUUGUUAGGAAAAUGUGAAACAGCUGCAAUGAUUUAUUGAAAUGUGUGCAAAG
Molecule: messenger RNA, 2034 nt
Organism: Neolamprologus brichardi
Lineage: Eukaryota; Metazoa; Chordata; Actinopteri; Cichliformes; Cichlidae
Source: RefSeq, a predicted model, not a curated record